AUGGAUGGAGUGUAUUUGGAUGAGAACAGGGAGAUGGCAGCUGACUUGGACAUAGUGAACUGGGUGGCGUUUCCCAAUAACUCUGUCCUUAGAGUGAAGUUUGGGAGUUUAUUCAGAGGGGGAUCCCCAGACCUACAGUUCUCCAUCGACCAGGAUGCCAUUGUGUGGCCCAAAUGGCUCAACGAGACCCUGCCUCCUUCCAGGUGUGUGGAAAGCUGCCAGCCUGGAUUCAUCAAGGUGGUUCAGGAAGGAAAGCCACUUUGCUGCUAUGACUGUGUUCCCUGCGCAGAAGGGACCAUCUCCACUCAGGAAGAUGCAGAAAGUUGUACCAGGUGUCCAGAUGAUCAACAUCCAAACAAGGCCCGAGAUCAAUGUGUCCCCAAGAUUAUCACCUUCUUGCCUUAUGAAGAACAUUUAGGGAUCCUCUUGGCUUCCUUUGCCCUGUUCUUGUCCUUAACCACAUGCAUUGUUUUAGGAAUCUUCAUUAAAUUCCUAGAAACUCCAAUUGUCAAAGCCAACAACAGGGACCUCUCCUAUAUCCUCCUCAUCUCCCUCCUGCUCUCCUUUUUGUCCUCCUUCCUCUUCAUUGGCCAGCCAAGAAAAGUGACCUGCCUUCUCCAACAAAUGGCCUUCAGUGUCAUCUUCUCGAUUGCAGUUUCUUCUGUGUUGGCAAAAACCAUCACUGUGGUGCUGGCCUUCCUGGCCACAAAACCAGGAAACAGGGGGAGGAGAUGGCUGGGGAGGAGUCUGGCCAAUUCCAUUGUCAUUUCUUGUUCUAGUGCCCAAGUUGUCAUCUGCACUGUCUGGCUAGGACACUCUCCCCCAUUCCCAGAGUCCGACAUGCAUUCCCAGCCUGGAGAGAUCAUCUUGCAGUGCAAUGAAGGGUCUGUUGCCAUGUUUUAUGUUGCUCUUGGCUACAUGGGCUUCCUGGCUGCCAUCUGCUUCACAGUGGCUUUCCUGGCCAGGAAGCUGCCUGGGGCCUUCAAUGAAGCCAAGCUGAUCACCUUCAGCAUGCUGGUCUUCUGCAGUGUUUGGGUGUCCUUUGUGCCCACCUACCUGAGCACGAAGGGGAAAUACAUGGUAGCCGUGCAGGUCUUCUCCAUCUUGGCCUCCAGUGCUGGCCUUCUGGGCUGCAUCUUCAUGCCCAAGUGCUACAUUAUUGUCCUGAGGCCUGAUCUGAAUACAAAGGAGCACCUGACAACAAAAACUAAAGUAGAAACCUGA
Molecule: messenger RNA, 1224 nt
Organism: Rhineura floridana
Lineage: Eukaryota; Metazoa; Chordata; Lepidosauria; Squamata; Rhineuridae
Product: vomeronasal type-2 receptor 26-like
Exons: 3
Coding region: 1-1224 (407 amino acids)
Biological process (GO): G protein-coupled receptor signaling pathway
Cellular component (GO): membrane
Molecular function (GO): G protein-coupled receptor activity
Source: RefSeq, a predicted model, not a curated record